GCAGCGGCGACGGCGGCAGCAGCGGCGGCGGCAGCCCCGGCCGAGGUGCGCGCUGGGGGGGAGGGGGGGCCUGAGAGGAGCAUGAAUGGAGCAAAAUGGCGGAUCAUGUGCAGAGCCUGGCCCAACUAGAGAAUCUGUGCAAACAGUUAUAUGAAACAACAGAUACAACCACUCGACUGCAGGCAGAGAAAGCCUUGGUUGAAUUCACCAACAGCCCUGAUUGCCUGAGCAAGUGCCAGCUGCUCCUCGAGAGAGGAAGUUCGUCCUACUCCCAGUUGCUGGCAGCUACAUGCCUUACCAAGCUUGUGUCUCGAACAAACAACCCCCUACCGUUGGAACAGCGGAUAGAUAUCCGGAACUAUGUGCUCAACUACCUUGCCACUCGGCCGAAGCUGGCGACGUUCGUCACCCAAGCUCUCAUCCAGCUCUAUGCCCGCAUCACCAAGCUGGGCUGGUUUGACUGCCAGAAGGAUGACUAUGUCUUCAGGAAUGCCAUCACCGACGUCACACGGUUUCUACAGGACAGUGUUGAAUACUGCAUCAUUGGUGUCACAAUUUUAUCUCAGCUCACCAAUGAAAUUAAUCAAGUAAGUGCUACAGCCUUCUUUAUUGAAGCAGACACCACCCAUCCUUUAACCAAACACAGAAAAAUAGCCUCUUCUUUCCGAGACUCAUCACUGUUUGAUAUCUUCACACUUUCCUGCAAUUUACUAAAACAGGCAUCAGGAAAGAAUCUGAACUUGAAUGAUGAAAGUCAGCAUGGCUUGCUAAUGCAACUGCUCAAACUUACCCACAACUGUCUGAACUUUGAUUUUAUCGGCACAUCUACUGAUGAAUCCUCAGACGACCUGUGUACAGUUCAGAUCCCCACCAGCUGGAGAUCAGCAUUCUUAGAUUCUUCGACUCUGCAGCUGUUUUUUGACCUGUAUCAUUCCAUUCCUCCCUCAUUCUCACCUUUGGUGUUGUCCUGCUUAGUACAGAUCGCCUCAGUCCGGAGAUCCCUAUUUAACAAUGCUGAGAGGGCCAAGUUUCUCUCUCAUCUUGUUGAUGGUGUUAAACGAAUACUGGAAAAUCCACAGAGUUUAUCAGACCCAAACAAUUACCAUGAGUUCUGCAGACUACUGGCUCGGUUAAAGAGUAACUACCAACUGGGAGAACUGGUAAAAGUGGAAAACUACCCUGAUGUUAUUCGGCUGAUAGCCAACUUCACAGUGACCAGCCUACAGCACUGGGAAUUCGCCCCAAAUAGUGUGCACUAUCUCCUGAGCCUGUGGCAGCGGCUGGCAGCCUCUGUACCCUAUGUCAAAGCCACAGAGCCCCAUAUGCUGGAAACAUAUACUCCUGAGGUCACCAAAGCCUAUAUCACAUCCCGUUUGGAAUCUGUGCACAUCAUUCUGAGGGACGGCCUGGAAGAUCCCCUGGAGGACACAGGUCUGGUCCAGCAACAGUUGGACCAGCUGUCCACCAUCGGGCGCUGUGAGUAUGAGAAGACAUGCGCGCUCCUUGUGCAGCUGUUUGACCAGUCGGCCCAGUCCUACCAAGAGCUGCUGCAGAGUGCCAGCGCCAGCCCAAUGGACAUCGCAGUGCAGGAGGGACGUCUGACAUGGCUGGUCUAUAUCAUUGGAGCUGUUAUUGGUGGCCGAGUUUCUUUCGCCAGCACUGAUGAGCAAGACGCAAUGGAUGGUGAGCUUGUCUGUCGGGUGCUCCAGCUUAUGAACCUGACAGAUUCCCGCUUGGCUCAGGCUGGUAAUGAGAAGCUCGAAUUGGCCAUGCUGAGUUUUUUUGAGCAGUUUCGUAAGAUCUACAUUGGGGACCAGGUGCAGAAAUCCUCAAAGCUGUACCGCCGACUCUCAGAGGUUCUGGGAUUGAACGACGAGACGAUGGUGCUGAGUGUCUUCAUAGGAAAAGUCAUCACCAACUUGAAGUACUGGGGUCGUUGUGAACCAAUCACCUCCAAGACACUGCAGCUUCUCAAUGACCUCUCCAUUGGAUACAGUAGCGUAAGGAAACUAGUGAAGCUUAGCGCUGUACAGUUCAUGCUGAACAAUCACACGAGCGAGCACUUUUCAUUUUUGGGUAUUAACAAUCAGUCCAACCUGACAGACAUGCGGUGUCGAACUACCUUCUACACAGCACUUGGGCGUCUCCUCAUGGUGGAUUUAGGAGAGGAUGAAGAUCAGUAUGAACAAUUCAUGCUUCCUCUAACAGCGGCGUUUGAGGCUGUGGCCCAGAUGUUCAGCACGAACAGCUUCAAUGAGCAAGAGGCAAAGAGAACUCUUGUUGGCCUAGUGAGAGACCUGAGAGGGAUAGCCUUUGCCUUCAAUGCCAAGACCAGUUUUAUGAUGCUCUUCGAAUGGAUAUACCCCUCCUACAUGCCAAUUCUCCAGCGGGCAAUUGAGCUCUGGUACCAUGACCCAGCCUGUACCACCCCUGUGCUCAAGCUGAUGGCUGAAUUAGUUCAUAACAGAUCUCAGCGACUCCAAUUUGAUGUUUCAUCUCCCAAUGGUAUCUUACUUUUCCGAGAAACCAGCAAGAUGAUAACAAUGUAUGGCAAUCGUAUCCUGACACUGGGAGAGAUGCCAAAGGAUCAGGUCUACGCUUUGAAGCUCAAGGGCAUCUCCAUCUGCUUCUCCAUGCUAAAGGCUGCCCUCAGUGGGAGUUACGUCAAUUUUGGCGUCUUCCGUCUCUAUGGCGAUGAUGCCUUGGAAAAUGCCCUACAGACCUUCAUCAAACUGCUCCUCUCUAUUCCUCACAGUGACCUCCUGGAUUACCCCAAGCUCAGCCAGUCUUACUAUUCACUACUGGAAGUCCUAACCCAGGACCAUAUGAACUUUAUUGCAAGCCUGGAACCUCAUGUCAUCAUGUACAUCCUCUCUUCUAUUUCUGAAGGACUUACUGCACUUGACACCAUGGUGUGCACAGGCUGCUGUUCCUGCCUAGACCACAUUGUGACGUAUCUCUUCAAACAGCUGUCACGGAGCACCAAGAAGAGGACAGCACCCCUGAACCGGGAGAGCGACUGCUUUCUGCACAUCAUGCAGCAGCAUCCAGCGAUGAUCCAGCAGAUGCUGUCCACGGUGCUGAACAUCAUCAUCUUUGAAGACUGUAGGAAUCAGUGGUCUAUGUCUCGACCCCUGCUUGGCUUAAUACUACUCAAUGAAAAGCCAGAAGAAAACAUGUCUUCUCCUGGAACUGGAAUUACAGGUGGUUGUGAGCUACCAUAUGGGUGCUGGGAACUAAACAGAGGUCCUCCAGAAGAACAGCCAGUGCUCUUAAAUGCUGAACCAUCUCUCCAGCUGCCACUCCUCAAGAGAAUGUGUUAUUUUUCUGACCUAAGAAACAGCAUUGUCAAUAGCCAGCCACCAGAGAAACAGCAGGCCAUGCAUCUAUGUUUUGAAAAUUUGAUGGAAGGCAUUGAGCGGAAUCUUCUGACGAAAAACAGAGACAGGUUCACACAGAACCUGUCAGCAUUCCGUCGAGAAGUCAACGACUCAAUGAAGAAUUCCACUUACGGAGUGAAUAGCAACGACAUGAUGAGCUGACAACUCUUGGAUCUACCUUGCAGAGCAGCGUCCCUUUGGUCUGGUCCAGAGGGUGAACAGUUGCGAGGGAGAGAGCCUGGCUGAUCCCGGCUCCUUCCUCCAGGGGUGUGGGGGAAAUGGCAGAGGUCAGCUAGCUAUUUCCCCAGGAAGCACGGGGGUGUGCGUGCACUCACUGAGGGGCAGGGCGCUGCUGGUUCCUGGGGAACUGGGUGGGAAGGGGUGGUGGGAGGAGACAGGCACAAGCAUCUGAGACUCCGGCCCACUCCUGGGGUCACCCAUGCAGGGAGAACCCAGUGUCCUGCCACAACCUGCCUUGUAUAAACAUGUACAUUUUUUCAUAACAUUUUGAACAAGGUUUAUAUUGACUCAAGUUUAAAAACAAAAAGUGUGAUUGAAAAAUUUUUACAGAGUCUAGUGCACCAAUGCUGAUGUGAGGGGUUAUGUGUGGCGAGUGAAGAAAAUGUGUAUUGUGGCCUGAAGCUUUAUUGGACAAGGAUGUGUGAAAGUGCAGAGAUAUAUUUAGUGACACAGUGUAGAGAGGCAAAAAAGGAAAAACUCCAAAUGUAUAUUUUUUCUUAAUGCCCUUUCCCCUCCCACCCCCAAUGAUGUGUUCCUGAUGCUGUAUUAACCCUUGUUAUUAGGAACUCUGAGCCGUGCGGGAGGGAACAUCACCCUCCCCACCCAUGGAUGCUGCCCUGGGUCCUAGCCUCCUGCAGUGACAAAUAACUCCAGCUAAAAGUUUCUGAUGUUCUCAUCUCCAUCCUCUCUCCCAUUUUACUUCCCCUCAUCCUCAGAAAGAUGCCUCUUGCUGUUAAAAGUUGGAUUUAUGUUUUAGGAUUCUUGGUCUCUGUAGGGAGACGACGGAGAAUUGAGCCAUUUGCUCUCUUGUUGAGCAAUUUGCAUGAGUCCACCAGAGGCCUAAUAUGCCUGGCCGUAACUUUUGUCUUCCCCAGCCCUUGAGGCAGUGUGUCUGGAUGUGUGUGUGUGUGUGUGUGUGUGUGUGGAUAUUUAUGUAUGUACCCUGCACUCAUGAAUGUAUGAACUGGAGGAAGUUACUACAGGGGAAGGGUUCUUAAUAACAAGGUCUACCUAGCAUGAAGUAUUUAACAUUCUCCCUUGAAAAAUAUACAUUUUUAUAAAAUAAAAACCAUAAUAAAUGUUUUGAAUAUUAAAAAAGAAAAGUGACCCUCCAGAGGAACAUUGGCUGGAGAGAGCUUUCUGCCUUGUGCUGCCCACAGCUGCUGCAGCUGCCCACGGCUCUAGUCCAGCUCCUACCACGGGACAGUAUCAAUUAGGUUUUAUUUUUAUUUUCCUCAGCCCUCACAAACAAGCUUAUUAAUUUUCCUUCUCCUCUGGCAACUGUGUGGUGAAUCUUUUCUUGCGUGAUCAGGUUGCGGAUAGACUUGUAAGGGUGUUUGCUGCAUACAGUGUAAGCAUUGUGACCGCCAAUAAACUUCGAUGGUUUCUACUGA
Apodemus sylvaticus (European woodmouse) is the source of this 5014-nucleotide messenger RNA. It is a transcript of the gene Xpo7, whose product is annotated as exportin 7. Lineage: Eukaryota; Metazoa; Chordata; Mammalia; Rodentia; Muridae. Gene Ontology annotation, cellular component: nuclear pore; cytoplasm. Gene Ontology annotation, molecular function: nuclear export signal receptor activity; small GTPase binding. Bases 96 to 3542 code for a protein of 1148 amino acids. The record is from RefSeq and is a predicted model, not a curated record. Gene Ontology annotation, biological process: protein export from nucleus. The transcript has 29 exons.